ACUGCAGAGAACAUUUGACAGAGUUGCUUGUUUCUACCCUGAAAAUUGAAGAAAAAUGAAACCUUUGGUAGACGAUGUGUAAUGUUGCUCUGUUCCUCUUUGCUCAGAGCUCCAGAGGUCCACUUAGGGUUGGCCUACAGUGAGGAGAUCGAUAUGUGGUCGCUCGGUGUGUCCGUGGCUGAGCUGGCUAUGGGAACCACACCGUAUCCCGGACUUCAUCCCUAUGAUAUGAUAAAGUUCAUCGUGGACACUCAGGGUCUGCCCCCAGACCGCUUUCUCAGGUUGGGACCACACACCAACCACUGCUUUGAGAGAUGGCGCAUCAACAGUCAGGACACCUGGACACUGAAGACUCCUGCACUGAUUCAGGUGCAGACGGGGCACAAAUUCUCUGGCACCAGAGCAGUGGUAUUGACCUGUCUGGAGGACAACAUGGAGGAAGGUGCUCACUCGUGGCCUCUCAGUCAUUCCUUCAACCACCUUCAACAAAUGUAUGGCUCCAAUGUUUAA
This is a messenger RNA of Thalassophryne amazonica, 510 nucleotides long. Its product is annotated as homeodomain-interacting protein kinase 2-like. Gene Ontology annotation, molecular function: protein serine/threonine kinase activity; protein tyrosine kinase activity; ATP binding. Bases 82 to 510 code for a protein of 142 amino acids. Gene Ontology annotation, cellular component: nucleus; cytoplasm. The record is from RefSeq and is a predicted model, not a curated record. Gene Ontology annotation, biological process: peptidyl-threonine phosphorylation; peptidyl-serine phosphorylation. The transcript has 3 exons. NCBI's taxonomy places the organism in Eukaryota, Metazoa, Chordata, Actinopteri, Batrachoidiformes, Batrachoididae.